This is a messenger RNA of Henningerozyma blattae CBS 6284, 1236 nucleotides long. RefSeq lists its product as uncharacterized. The record is from RefSeq and is a predicted model, not a curated record. The transcript has a single exon. Bases 1 to 1236 code for a protein of 411 amino acids. Lineage: Eukaryota; Fungi; Ascomycota; Saccharomycetes; Saccharomycetales; Saccharomycetaceae.
AUGUCGGAACUAGACUUACUUCAUUCUGAGAAUAAUUCAUCUUCUGAGCAUACUAAUAAUUGUAGUAGAGAUCAUUUAUUACCAGAACAGCUAAUCAAAGAUUUACAAUCGAUUACAGAAACCAAUUCAACAUCUGGGAUUUCAUAUGAAGAAGGAUUUGAAGAAAUAUCAUCUACUAAAGAGCCCAUUGACCAGUCACACUAUGAUCCUAAUAACACAAAUAUAACACAUAUAGAAGAACCUAGUAAUAAUGGUGAAAAUAUUGAAGUUGAUCAUAAUGAAAAAUCAAAUGAAGGGACAUUACUUAAAAAUAAUAUAGUGGAAGAAGAUAAAAGUAAUUCGACAAGCAUGAAUACUAAGGAAAAAAUUGUUGAAGAGAAUAAUUUAAUCAAUAAUGAAAUAAAUAAUAAGAGUGAGGAUUUAGAAGAAACAAAAAUUUCAAGAGAUAUUAAUUGUAAUAGUGCUGAAUAUAUUUUACUACAAACUAAAGAAAGAAGAAAGAAAUUAAAAAUUAAAUCAAAUCAAUUAAUGGAAAAUAUACAACCUAAUGAAUUUGAAGGCUAUUACGACUUCUAUUUAUUAAAUACUUUUAAAAGAGGACAAUCGUCUGCUGGAAUUGUUGAUAUGGAUGCGCUUAGGAGGAGGGAACAUAAUAUAUAUUACAAAAAAAUAGGAUUCGAUGAUGUUAAUGAUGAUGAAAAUAUCCCGGAGAAUGAAUAUAAAGAUACAAUCAUCGAUUGUAGGGAUUCAAAUUUUGACGCGGAUUAUAUUGAAGAAACAAGACACAGUUUAAAAAAUAAUAGCACCAACAAUCAUACAAAUAAAAUCCAACCAAGAAGACGACUUACUAGAUCCCAAGUUUCCAAUAAAGAAACUCCAAAUUCAUCUUCAACUUCGUUAGUGUCUGUCGCUUCAAAGGAUAAUAAGAAAUCUGAAGAUUCUCCUUCAACAACUAAUACAACAGAUAAUGAUAAUAACGGCGAUAUUGAAAAUGGGUAUGUAAAACCACUUUAUGAAUCACUUGUAUCGAAAGUUAAAAAACCAUAUAGAAGAUCAGAUUGGGUUCUUCCAACAAAAUAUAGAUAUACACGAGAAAAACAUUUCCAUACAAAACCAACCUUUGAAGUUAUUAAAAUAAAUGAACUGAUAAAUAAUACAAAAUUUAAAACAAUUUUAUCUAGAUUUGAAGGUGGACUUGCCGGUGUAUACAAGAGAAAUAACAAUACUGCGCCAUAA